Molecule: messenger RNA, 555 nt
Organism: Triticum dicoccoides
Lineage: Eukaryota; Viridiplantae; Streptophyta; Magnoliopsida; Poales; Poaceae
Exons: 2
Coding region: 121-441 (106 amino acids)
Source: RefSeq, a predicted model, not a curated record
UCUCGCCUCUUUCUUUGUCCCGGAUCCUUCCUUCGCUCCGCCAAUUUCAGAAAAAAUUGGCAGCUUGGGCAAACAAUUGCUAGUGUGCUCAACCUUGAGGAUCAGUAGCGGGGACAGGAGAUGAUCACGCGAGCAAAGCUGGUGGAACAGCUGCGGGAGCACCAGAUCCGGUCGGCGCAGUCGUACUCCGCGGCCCUCGCCGUCUUCUCCCCCAACCCCCACAUCGCCUCCAGGCGGGACCUGAGGGUGGCUCUCCUCUAUGCCUUUUUGUUCUGUUUUCUCAUGGUGUCGUGCUAUGCCGCGCUUUACCUGAAAUGGUUCAAGCUCUCGUCCCUAUUUGUAAUCCUCGGAAUCCUUCUCCCAGUAAGUCUCAAAAUCUCUAGGCAUAGAAGGCUCAGAAGGAAAAGAGAGCGAAGAUUGCUGUUGCCCUUGUCCAUGUGAAUAUCUUUCCGAUACCCUGUAACAUUUUAGUGAAGUGGCUCAACUACAAAGAGGAAAAAAUCCUGGGUUUACUCAAUUCUCCGGCUCGACCUAUGCCCUUGAAUGAUGUUGUAU